UUCUUUUUAAAAAUAUUUUUUAGUGUGGGAUGAUUAGGUACAUUACCUGUUUCGUAAGCAAUAAUCUUCCAAUCAGAGAACAUGAUUCCCAUUCAUUAACCAACCAAUCAAACAGCAUCGCAUACAUGUGUUAGAUGUUUUUUUUGGGGGUAAAAUGCCCUUAGAAAUCUCUAUAAUAGAAUUCAUCUAUUUUUAGUAAAAUAUAAAGAAAUAUUUUUGUUUGUUUCUAUAGAGGUAAAAAUAAUAUUUUCUAUACUUUCCCUUAUAAAUAGAGAAAUUUUAUUAUAAAGACAUACGUUAGAAUAAAUUCAAUUCUAUAGUAGAAAUUCUUUAUUUUGGAAGAAAGUACAAAGAUGAAAAUAAUUAAGAUGUGUUCAAGAUGAUCUAAGAUGUUUUGUCCGCGUGCGAAUAAGUUAUUGUUCAUACAUAUAAAAAACAUUUAUAAUAAAUUAAAUAUCAAAUUUCUUACAUACAAACAAAGUUUUUCAUCGUAAUAGAAAUAAUUAUUGCGUAAAUAAACUUGAAAAAUUCAUGCGUUUGCAAUAUUUAAUAUAAAUAAAAUAUUAAAUUUUAAUAUAUGACAAAAAAAAUCUUUCAUAAAUAAUAGUAUUAGAUAGUCUCAUGUGUUGGCAUAUCCUCUGUUUUGGUCGUGUAUGGUUGUAAAGUUCUUGUCUCGACACUUGUAUCUCUAAACUUGUCAAUUUCAAUCCAUCGUUCCAGUCUAAUAUACUCUGUUUUAGAGUCUCACAACCCAUAAAUAGAAACACAAGUCACAAAAGAGGGACAGAUAGAGAUCACCAUCUCUGUUUCUUGUUGAUUUAUUUAACCAAUUUGAUCUCACAUGCAUGAUUACACAAUUGCUCUGUUUCUUCUUGUUCUUGUUUCUUCUAUUACAAGCAACAAUGAUCUUUAAACGCUCUUUCAAAAACUUCGUUGAACAAGAACUCGGAUCUUUCCCUAAAUUCCUCAUCUACACCGUCCUCGAAUGGAUUCUCAUCACCGCCCUCUUCGUCGACGGGGUUCUCGCCUUUCUAUCAAACCAAUACGCCAGAUUCUUCGAUCUCGACGCUCCUUGUCUCCUCUGCACAAGAAUAGACCACGUUCUCGUCCCUAGGGAUCCUCAUUUCUAUUACAACGACUCGAUCUGCGACUCUCACAAGAAGAAAGUCUCUUCCCUUGCUUAUUGCCACGUCCACAAGAAACUCUCCGAGAUCAAACACAUGUGUGAAGGAUGUCUCCUCUCUUUCGCUACCGAGAAAGAAUCUGAUUGUGAUACGUAUAAGUCUCUCAUUGGGAUCUUACAUAAAGAUCUUGAGGUUCUUAUAGAAGAUGAAAGAGAUCUUCCCUUGGGGCUCAAGAAACAGGACGAUCUUGUUCAGACAACAACAACACAUCUGAUAGAUUACAAGACAGAUAGCUUGAAACAACAUUGUUCGUGUUGUGGAGAAUUAUUGAAGACGAAAUCUGAAAAGUUCUUAAAGAAGAACAAUUCUUUCCUAGCUCCUGCUCCUUCUCCUAGGGUUUCGUACAACAAGCUGUCUGAAAUUAAUGAGUCUGAGUUUAAGGACUUUGAUGUGGAGGAGAGAACACCGAGUUUUGUAAGAGGAGGCAACAAGUUCUUUGGGGUUCCUCUGUCUGAUUCAGCGCAAAACAGUCCAAGAUGGUCCGUUAGAUCUCUCAGGAAACCCCCCUCUUUGGAUAAGAUUGAGAUACCUGAUUCAAACGGUGAAUCCAUCCUUAAUCAGCUCAAGAAAGAGGUUCGUUUGGACAAGAAGUCACUGAUAGAUCUGUACAUGGAGUUAGAUGAAGAGAGAAGUGCUUCAGCUGUUGCAGCAAACAACGCAAUGGCUAUGAUCACAAAGCUGCAAGCCGAAAAAUCGGCUAUUCAAAUGGAGGCAUUGCAGUACCAAAGAAUGAUGGAUGAACAAGCUGAGUAUGACCAAGAGGCUUUGCAGUCUAUGAGUAGUGACUUGGCGAAGAAGGAAGAGGAAUUUAAGGAACUUGAAGCUGAGUUUGAGGCUUAUAGAGAGAGGUACGGAUGUUUGACUGAUGAUGAAGCCUCGGGAGAUGAGUUUCUUGAGGAACAAGGUAACGCUAGGGCAGAUGAUGAAGGCGCAGGAGAUGAGUUUCUUGAGGAACACGGUAAUGCUAGAGCAGAUGAUGACUGCCAAGAAACCAAACCAGACUCUGACUUUGAAGAUUGUUCUUCAAAUCAAGAGGAGGAUGUAGAAAACGUUGAUCAAAAUAGGUCUUGUAAAUCCGAAGAAUCUGGACUUUUGGUACAAAUGAAAAGCUCAGAGCAGUCUACUGAAGUGAAUGGUGCAUCUGCAGAGGAAGAGAAAGGAAGUGUAAGCAAAGAAGGGAUAGUAAAAGAGCUUUCGGAGAUCACAGAGAGGCUAAGUGCGCUUCAGUCAGAUGGUGAACUGUUGAAACAUAUUGCAGAUGUUAGUGAAGGAGAAGCAAUGCUAUUGCAAAUAUCUCAGAACUUGCACAUGCUUCGUAGUAGUUUUGUUGCUAUGCCUUCAGAAUCAUGAACUUGUUGUAAUAAUAACAUCAUUUUGUUGUUUCUUGCAUAACAAGAAAGCUUCUAAACCCCAUUGUAUUAACUUGAAAACAUUUCUUUUAUUAUUAUUAUUAGUUACUAAAUAUUUUUAGAGUUUCUCCAUGAACGUAAAUUGGAUUGCAUUAGGGUUGAGGUCUGAUUGGUUGAAACGCAAAUUUGUUUUCUUUUAUUGUCCAUGAAACCAAAAAUUUAGUUACAUUCAGACCUAACUUACUUGGCCUAAAUGAAAACCAAUAGUACUACACCAAUUUGUACCCAAUUCAAUCUUUCAUGUGUCUUCCUCAAACACGUCUUACCUUAUCCAAUCUAGUCAUAGGGUUGAUCCAAGACAACCCAGUUUUCUAAGGCUAUAUAAUCUAACAAUAAGCAUGGUGACUUAUCAUCAACAACAACAUCGUCAUCAUAACUCCAAAGCAAUGGCUAAUAGUCCAAAAAACCUUCUUCUCUCUCUCUCGAGUGUUUUAAUCCUCCUUACACACUGCAUCAUUCACAGGCUCACAGCCUCUUUCCAAUCAUGCAGUCCCAUUACGUGUAUUGCGCUUGUCUGACCCUGUAGAAUAAAUAUUGUAGAGCUUGUUUAUGAUACUGAGUCCACUACUACAUAUAAAUAGAUUCCUUGUGAGACAUAUUAUGGGCUUAUGUCACAUUUGACACACAUACACUUACAUUCGAAUUAUUGAAAGGGAAAUUGCACCCUAUAUACAUGAAAAAAACUUAAAUACACUAACUAACCAAAAUCUUCACCUCUCUCCUACUUUUUCUUCCUAUCUCUUUCUACUUUCUCUCCCAAAAUCUAAUUUUCAUUUUUUUUUGGUUAUUUGGCAAAUAAGCCCUUAUUGAAAUUCGUAUAAUAUAACACAACAAUAAUUUUCAUUGGAAACUGGAAGAAUCUUAGAGCAACAUUAUUGCUGGGACAAAUUUUAGGUAUCUUAGCAUUUUUUAUUAUUAUUUUUUGAAUAAGAGAUAUUGUUAAGAGACAAUGUUAAAUAUACAGAUUAUUGGUAGAAACUUUUAUGUUGUCUCUUAGUAAAAAACAUAUAAAAGAACCCUAAAUUAAGAACAACAAGAACAAGAACAGAACAACAACGUUUGCUUAUAUAACAGAACAACAAUAACAGAACAACAA
This is a messenger RNA of Brassica rapa (field mustard), 3689 nucleotides long. RefSeq names its product probable myosin-binding protein 6. NCBI's taxonomy places the organism in Eukaryota, Viridiplantae, Streptophyta, Magnoliopsida, Brassicales, Brassicaceae. The record is from RefSeq and is a predicted model, not a curated record. Gene Ontology annotation, molecular function: myosin binding.